AUGGGAGCUUACAGAGCCGACGAUGACUACGACUAUCUCUUCAAAUUAGUCUUGAUUGGAGAUUCCGGCGUCGGAAAAUCCAACCUUUUGUCUCGAUUCACAAGAAACGAAUUCAGUAUCGAGUCGAAGUCAACCAUCGGUGUCGAAUUCGCAACAAGAAGUGUUCAUGUCGACGAGAAAAUCAUCAAAGCUCAGCUUUGGGAUACUGCUGGUCAAGAAAGAUACAGAGCAAUCACGAGUGCAUACUAUAGAGGAGCAGUAGGAGCUCUUCUAGUAUACGACAUAACUCGACACAUAACAUUCGAAAACGUUGAAAGAUGGCUCAAGGAGCUUCGUGAUCAUACCGAUGCAAAUGUCGUAAUCAUGCUUGUUGGAAACAAGGCCGAUCUUCGUCAUCUUCGUGCGGUUCCAACCGAAGAAGCUAGAUCAUUCUCAGAAAAAGAAAACAUGUUCUUCAUGGAAACUUCUGCUCUUGAUGCUACAAAUGUUGAGCAAGCUUUCACUCAUGUCUUGACUCAGAUUUAUCGUGUAAUGAGUCGUAAAGCUCUUGAUGGAACCGGAGAUCCCAUGUCUUUGCCUAAAGGACAAACCAUUGAUAUUGGAAACAAAGAUGAUGUUACUGCGGUUAAAUCCUCUGGUUGUUGUUCAGGUUGA
Molecule: messenger RNA, 654 nt
Organism: Arabis nemorensis
Lineage: Eukaryota; Viridiplantae; Streptophyta; Magnoliopsida; Brassicales; Brassicaceae
Source: the annotation of a GenBank genome assembly